Drosophila arizonae is the source of this 2296-nucleotide messenger RNA. RefSeq names its product facilitated trehalose transporter Tret1-2 homolog. Lineage: Eukaryota; Metazoa; Arthropoda; Insecta; Diptera; Drosophilidae. The record is from RefSeq and is a predicted model, not a curated record. Gene Ontology annotation, molecular function: sugar transmembrane transporter activity. Gene Ontology annotation, biological process: carbohydrate transport; transmembrane transport. Gene Ontology annotation, cellular component: membrane.
AACGUUGCUUCAGGCGGACGCGUCUCUGUCGGUUCGUUCCAUUGGCGGACGCCUAUAAGAAGAGAGCCAUAAAUUAUUGCAAAAAGGCAAUAACGAGACACGAAGCGAGUUAUGAAAUUGAUACUGAGUCGUUGCCAGUCGCCAUAUGAUUGAAAUGCGCGGAAGUUUCCACUUGUCGUUUUCAAUUAGACAAGUGUACAACAGCCAAGUUAAGAGCGCCAACAACACCAGCAACAACAAGAGAAUCGGCAUUAAGCACGGACCGCACUACAAAGCCAACUGCCAGCAGACAACAUAGCCACAGUCGGGCCACAGCCAACGUUGCGGCAACGUUGUCCAAAACACGAAGGCAGCUGGCACUAAGGAUAAACCAGACAACAGCAGCACACUGAUAACAACAAUAACAACAAUAGCAACAACAACAACAACAACAAUAAUAAUAAUAAUAAUAAUAGCAACAACRACAAGUGCACAACAAAAUGACUCUGGAGCAGGAACAGCUGAUGCCGCCGCCCUAUGAAACCGGCAAGGGCAUCAUCUGCAAGGAUCUCGACAAAAGCAACCUGCAAGCCACAACGAACAACAACAACAGCAAGGACGGCGACAAGGACAACGACAGCGACAAACACAGCAAUAGCAAACAGAGCAAAUCGCGUAAGCGUAAAGAGAGCAGCCUGCCCCUAGGGGAACGCCACUUGGCCGUCCUGCGGCAGGAGCUGAUGGUCUUCCUGGGCAACAGCGGCGUACUCGGCUCCGGCAUGGUUGUCAGUAUGCCCAGCGUUACGCUCAAUCAGCUGACGGAUGAAACGCAACCAUUCUGGCUGAACAAGGACGAGGCCAGCUGGUUUGCCUCCAUCAACAACAUGACCUGUCCCCUGGGUGGCCUGAUGGUCAGCUACUUUCUAGACCGCAUCGGACGCAAGUAUACGAUUCUGCUGACAAAUGUGAUCGGUCUGAUUGGCUGGCUGUUGCUGGCGACAAGUUUCCUGCACACGAAUCGGGAUAUCAUUUACGCCCAGAUACUGGUGGGGCGUGCCUUUGGCGGCAUGAUGAUUGGUAUGUUUGUGUCGCCGGUGGGCGUCUACUCGGCCGAGAUCAGUUUGCCGCGCAUCCGAGGCCGUCUGAUCCUGGGCACCUCAAUUGGCCUGGCAUCGGGCAUAUUGCUGAUGUAUCUGCUGGGCUAUUUCAUACGGCAUAAUGUGGUGCUCAUUGCCAGCAUCAGCUGCGGCUAUCAGCUGGCCGCCACGCUGCUGGUGAUGCCAAUGCCGGAAUCGCCUAGCUGGCUGCUGCAGAAGGGUCGCAUCGAGCUGGCGCGUCGAUCGCUGCGCUAUUUCCGCGGACUGCACCGCCGAGAUGACGACUGCGUGCCGGAGUUUGAGGCGGAGCUGACACAGAUGAAAAUGACGGCGGACAACAGCCGUGACACGGCAGCCAGCGAAUCCAUGAGCCAGGCCAUUCGCCGUCCGGAGGUCUAUAAGCCUCUGCUUAUGAUGAUCGGCUUCUUUGGGUUCCAGCAGGCCUGCGGCGUUGUGGUCAUCAUAGUGUAUGCGGUGCAGAUCGCCCAGCGAGCCGGCGUUACCAUCGAUCCAGUGCUGGUGGCUGUCAUGCUGGGCGUGGCACGCAUCAUAACCACCUUCUUUAUGAGCACCAUCUUCGAGAAGUGGGGCAGACGGGCGGCGGGCAUCUUCUCGGCCUCCGGCAUGGGCAUUUGCAUGCUCUUCUUAGCCACCGGCGGCUGGUGUCCCAGCACAGUGGGCACCUGGUCCUGGCUGCCAGUUGUCUGCAUUGUGGCGCACAUUGUGUUCUCGACAAUGGGCAUGCUGACGCUGCCCUUCAUCAUGAUAUCGGAGGUAUUUCCGCAGAGUGUGCGCGGCAGUGCGUCCGGCAUUUCCGUCUUCUUUGGCAUGAUCCUGGCCUUCAUCUGCCUGAAGAUCUAUCCGAAUAUGGAGGCGCUGCUCGGCACAUCGAAUCUGUUUGCCUUCUAUGCGGCUGUAUCGUUCCUGGCCGCCGUCUUCAUCUACAUCUGUGUGCCAGAGACGCGCGGGCGCACCCUCAUCGAAAUCGAGGAGCAUUGGCGCAUGGGUCGACGCGGCAGACGGGCGCAGCGAGCCUCAGCGGCGGCCGUUAGCAAUCUGAAGGACGUGGAGCUGCACGAGGUCUUCCUGAAGAAGUGAGUGGAGUCAGCUCGUGACAAUGCAAUCUGUGAUGUGUUAAGUACUUAGCCUUAGCCAAAUGGAAUGCGGCAUUUUCAAUGGCGAACAGCAACAACAAAUAACAAUAAAGCAAACAAAAGUUA